AUGGAGGUUUGCUUGGAGAAGGGUGGUCUGAAGCAGCGGCCAUUUGAGAGGUCUUCGGGGCUGAGCAAGCUGCAGAGGAGAGACCUGGCGGAGGUGGUCUUGGAGUACUGCAGGCCCUGCGCUCAUUUGGACUCCACGCUGGAGGGCCUCUGCAGCGACCUGGAGCAGAUCCAGUGGUCCGAGGUGGCAGCUUUGGCGUCGCUGGGCCGAGAGGCUCCGCCGCCCUCCUGGCUGCCGAACAGGGAGGAGAAGCCGCCAAAGGUGCAGGAGCCGCAGGAGCCGCUGAGCCGCCAGACGGAGAUUCGACAGCAGACCUGUUCGGACACCGGCGGCUCCCCGACGGCGAAUGUCCCGCGGGUGGACGGCGAGCGGAAGGAAACGGCGGCCGAAAGGCCUGCGGUGCCGUCCUUGCCGCUGGCGAGAGCCCAGGCGGAUCCGGCAGAAGUGGUUCAGCAGCGCUUGCAGGAGAUCUUGCAGCGGGGGCAGCAAGAGCGCUUGGAUCUGCGGAGCCUCCAGGCCACUCUUCAGCGACUCUUGAUCGAGCGAGUGAAGCUAGCAUGA
Messenger RNA from Effrenium voratum, 561 nucleotides. NCBI's taxonomy places the organism in Eukaryota, Dinophyceae, Suessiales, Symbiodiniaceae. The record is from the annotation of a GenBank genome assembly.